Phodopus roborovskii (desert hamster) is the source of this 3251-nucleotide messenger RNA. RefSeq names its product CD300e molecule (gene Cd300e). Gene Ontology annotation, molecular function: transmembrane signaling receptor activity. The transcript has 4 exons. The record is from RefSeq and is a predicted model, not a curated record. Bases 71 to 694 code for a protein of 207 amino acids. Gene Ontology annotation, cellular component: plasma membrane. NCBI's taxonomy places the organism in Eukaryota, Metazoa, Chordata, Mammalia, Rodentia, Cricetidae.
UGCCAGGGCUCUGUUACACACAUCUGGGUCAGAGCUGCCGCCAGGAGACUGCACCCAUCGAGUCAGGAACAUGUGGCUGUGCCCAGCUCUGCUCCUUCUCUGCCUGCGAGGUUGUUUAUCCCUGACGGCCCCCAGCUCUGUGUCUGGCUAUGUGGGAGGCACUGUUCAUGUGCAGUGCCAGUACGGAAAAUCAUACAAGGACAAUGUUAAAUACUGGUGUCGAGGAAAUCACGACACGGGAUGUAAAACUGUUGUGGAAAUCAAUAGGAGGGGGGAAGAAAAGAAGAAUGGCCGAGUGUCCGUCAGAGACCACACUGAGAACUUCUCCAUGACUGUGACCAUGGAGAACCUCAGCGAAGAUGACGCUGGAUCUUACUGGUGCAAGAUCCAGACUAUCUUUAUUUUGGAUUCGUGGUCACGUGACCCAGCAGUCCUUGUUAGAGUGCAUGUUUACCCAGCCACAACUUCCAUGGAGACCACACUCCCAGCUACAGCUCCCACCCUCCUGAUAGUGAAUACUGGACACCUGAGGAUUAGCAUCAGUGAGAUGCUCCUCUUCCAGCUAUGGUCCCUGCUCAGCAGCAUCCAUUUCCAGGUCCUGGUCUUCCUGAAGCUGCCCCUGUUUCUAAGCAUGCUCUGUGCUGUCUUCUGGGUGAACAGGAUUCAGAAUAUUCCUGGGGGGAAUUCAGGGUGAACUGCCCAAGAGCUGUGAAGUGAAUUAUCCCAGGAAUGCCCUGGGAGGGACUCAGACCUACAGAAUGAGUGAGACACACACUGGACUCUGGAUUGACUCUGCAUGGAGACAUCGGUGCCUGGAUUCUUGACUUUACUAUGCCAAUCUCAAGGGAGAGAACUGACUAUCUGAAACUCUUAGAUAUCAGACUCCCAUGGGGUCUUCAGCAUAAAAGGGGGAACAAGGCAGGGAAUAAUGAAUGGAACACACCUUUAAUACCAGCACUGGAGAGGCAAAGGCUGGUGGGUCUCUGUGAGCUUGAGGCCAGCCUGGUUUACAUAAUGAGUUCCAGACAGCUAGGGCUACAUAAUGAGAUUGUCUCAAGCAUCCCCCCAAAGGAGCAAGACUUUCUUGGGCUCCCUUGGGCCCUGUGUUGGAGGUCUCCCUUUCCUUUCUCCAGAUUUCUUGGUUUGUGCUCUUACUUGCUCCAAAGGGUAAGAAUCCUCUAGAAUGUCCUUGAACAUGAGACCCUUGAUCUCUGUGACACAAAAAUCAUCUUAUGUCAUUGUCUCUGAUGGCAACAAUAACCUCCUUCCUACAGAGAAGAGGUUCCCUCAGGAACAUGUCCUUCAUAGACUUGGAUCUCAGGCCAUGUCUCCUCUUCUAGAACAAUCCCAGAGGAUUUGGCUUCUGGCAGAGCAUCUUCUCUGCCCAUUCUCCCAAAUACACAGCAUUCUUUUACCUCAUCUGAUUAUUUUAGCUCACUAUGAUCUCGAAGCCUCCUAAUGUCCCCAUGACCAGAGAGCAUGUGUCAGAGUUCAGCAUUUGCUUGCCUGGGCUGACAAUAGCCAAUCAGCUUGAAAGUACAGUUCUGUGGUUGUUUGGAUCAGCAGUAGAGAAAGAGGUGGUGAGUGCCCAUGAUGCCACUCUGUAUUUCCUAACCCAGGGUCUCCUGUGCAUAGUGUUAAUGGAGGGUCCAUCUUUGUUCACUCAAGAAACUGGCUGAGUCCACUUUGGGGAUAAAGACAGAUAUUCAAAGACAGAUGACAAGGAGAUGUCACAUCAUCUGGGCAUCCAUUGAACAUCCUGAGUUCAGAAAAAGACCUGCUUGCUAAAUGCUUGCAAUUUUCUUCCUUGAUGUUCUUUGCAAGGGGACCUCACAGGGUUGGCUACAAGCAUCAUCAUCUCCAUCCAAGCCAGGCAUUGAGGCCAGACUUCUCUCUGCACCCUCAGGUUCAUGCCUGCUUUGAACUAGUAAUGCCCAUUUCCUCAGAGAGGACAUGUUUAUAGGAGCAUCAUAAGUGAGUGUGAAGACACAGGGAGUAACUCUCACAAGGAUAGUUCUUAGGCUCUAUCCACAGACAUAGUUUCUUAUGGUGAGGCAUGUCUGUCAGUCCAACAUAGUGAAGCUUUUCUUCUAGCACUUCAGAUGGAGUGUGUGGAUUCAGCAUCAACUCUUGCCUACAUUUUCACCUGAACACUGGAUAUAGUUGAGUGUACUAAGAUCCUGGAUAUAAUAUAGGAGAGUUUACCUAGCUGGUGGUGUGUCAUCUUCAAGGAUGAGUCGGAGAGUGGAGGGUCUAAGUCUGUGAGAUGAGAGUCACUGAUGGGUAUGGGAAAGAAAAGGGCAGGCUUGGAUGCUACAGAACCUAGCUUUUCUGUUUGUGACUGCAUUAACAGACAGAGGUGUUGACUAGGAGUUAGAGGUGUGGGCUAGCAGAAUGUGGAGGGCUGGAGAGGAAGAAAUGGGGAGAGAGUAACUGGUGCCCAGGGGUAGGUGAAAAUUACCAGUGAGCUUUCAGAACCAAGAACAGAGCUCCGGAGAGGAGGUGAAGCUCCUGAGGUACGAGUUCAGGACCAAGGACAGAGACUGCGGUGAGGAGGAGAUGCUAAGGUAAGAAUUCAGGACCAAGGACAGAGAUCACGGAGCCUCUUCCGCACAGGAGCCACUGAAUUUGACACACAUAGUUACUGGAACUUCAAGAGACCUUGUGCCUAGAAUGUAGAAUCUCAUGAACUCCUCCUCUAACUUCCUCUAGCGUGGAGCACUCUAUGUAUGUAGUGCGAGGUUAAAAAAAAAAAAAGUCGGCACAAUAUUGUGAGCUGUAUUGUAGCCCUUACUCAAUUCUCAACAGUUUCACAUGUAUUCAUUUACAUGCAUGUUUAAUUAUGCACUGUAGUCCCACAUGUACAUCCAUGUAAUGACCAUCAUCCAUCAUGGUCAAAACAGAAUCUCUCCAUCACCACAAAACCUUCUUCAUCCAGACUGCCCCAUGACUGCCCGCUAGAGACCCUGAUAUGCUCUACAACUCUGGUUUUGUCACUUUGAGAAUAUUCUGGAAUUGGAAGCAUUCCAGUGUCAUAUUUUGAGAUCAGCCCUCCCCCACCUUAGUAAGUUACAGUGCCUCUGGUAUCCAUAAAAGCAGAUGUACUUAGAAAUAAUUCAUUCCUCUUUGUUAAUGGGUAUUAUUCCAUUGUAUAACAGAAUAAAUUCACAACGGUUUGUUUAACUACUUGUUUACUGGGGUGUUGGGGUCAUUUCCAUUACAAAUAAAACUGUUACCCAUGGUCAAAUAUA